Molecule: messenger RNA, 1903 nt
Organism: Octopus sinensis (East Asian common octopus)
Lineage: Eukaryota; Metazoa; Mollusca; Cephalopoda; Octopoda; Octopodidae
Exons: 3
Coding region: 474-1691 (405 amino acids)
Source: RefSeq, a predicted model, not a curated record
UUUUUUAUAACGGUCGAUCUUUCGAGUCCGCGCGGCGUCCAUUUUAUCUUCAUGAGGAAUCGUUAACUCGACUCGAUUUACUACUUUUUUUCACGCCAUAUAAUAAUGUCUGGUUUCUUCGUAAAUAGAAUGAGGAAGAAUCCUUGGCACCCCGGUAAAUCUGCAGUCAUCCCCCAAUAGCCGUUCCACUUUUCAUCGGUCUCAGGAAGUUUCUUUUUCUUCUUCAAACGGAUCUGCUGUCUUGAACGCACGAAGUACGAAUUCCAUUUAAACCCAUGAUAACCGACGGCACAGCAUUAAGAGGCCUCAACAAAAGCGAAAAGCGCCAGACGUUACUACAAGACCCUGCAGCUGCGAUGUUCGUCUCACUCCGAUAUGCAUUGUGUUUCUAAGAAGAGAUUUCAUCUCAGAUAGUUCCACAGCACCAUGCCCUUCAACGUUCUUCUUUUGAGAAAGAUCUUUGCGAUCACAUAAUGGUAACAGAACAAGCGAGGGAUUAUUACUCUUUUGUCGGACAAUUCGGUGCAGAUUUUGAUAAAGGCACCAUGAAGGAGUACAACCACUCGGUGAAUGUCAUUACAAUGAACAACGACAACAGCACCAACCACGGCAACUGCAGUAGGAGUAACAGCUUCGACAGCGGCGACGAGGUGACCACCUCUACGAACACCACUAACAACAACAACAACAACAACAAGAAUAGAGGUGGCGGCAGCGACAGAGUAAAUGAUUACCAAAACGUGGAACAUCGUCAAUUGUAUUUUGACGGACCAAAGACACAUUGCGAAAACGAAACUUUGGAUUGUAUCAGUGAGAAAAACAACAGCCACGGCAUUCUGACCCCGUCUGACGUUCGAUCCCUUGGGCUACCGGUUAAUGGCUUCAGGGACAUCGUUCUGUUCGACAACGAUGAUUUCGUGGCCAUCUGCGAGAACUUUGUUAAGCUUUAUUCGACGUCCGGCGACCUGUUGCACAAGAUCGAACUGGCCAGCACACCUCUUUCCCUGUGCAGGGUGGGCGAACGUCGAGUUGUGGUGACCUGUACCUCGCGGGUGCUGCGUUUGAUUGCCGUUCACAUCGACAACGACAACAACAACAACAGCAACAACAAUUUUAACAACAACAACAACGGUAGCGGUGACAACAACGACAGCUGUAGAACGUUGGUUCUCGAGCAAGAAUUGAACACCGCAACCCAGUACUGCAGCGUAGCUCAGCUCAGCUCUAGUGAACUAAUCGCCGUCGGUCUUAACGCCCCCGUAUUGCACCGGCUCCUUUACAUGCCCACCCACCUGGAAGUGCUGUCCACCCUGUAUUUGGAGCAAGUCGGUAAACUGAACGUGCGCCAUCAGCGGAGCUACCGUUGCGUGUGUGUCAGCGCCGCCAAACAAAUUCUUAUUUCAGACAGAAUGAACAAUUUCGUCAUCAGCCUCAGUACAUCAGGCACCUGGAAGAUCCCGUUUUUCUACAAGCCCCAGGGCAUGGUUGUCGCUGGUUCUUUCUUUUAUGUCAUCCAGGGUGGAGGACUGAAUUUGGUAUAUAGAUUCCGGCUGAAUGGUCUUGAUGCCUUCUGUCUCCUGCGCAAAGAACACGAGCUGCUAGACCCCUGGGGCCUGUCUAUAAACAGGAACAAGAAACUAGUGAUUACAUGCAAUACCUCUGACUGCCCCACAGUCAGGGUGUUUACGUGACAGACAACCAGCAGCCUUGACAUAAUGCACCUUAUUUCUGUUCUUGACUUUAUGUAAACACAACCACCAUAACCUGCUGAAACACGCAUUAUAUAUAUAUAUAUGUUUGUAUGUAUGUAUAUAUAUUUACUGUGUGCACAUGAACACAAAUGCACUGUAAUAACGUAUGUGUAAUAAUACAGGAACUGACAACGAAUGAUCCAUUUUAUUUU